Phaeodactylum tricornutum CCAP 1055/1 is the source of this 1555-nucleotide messenger RNA. RefSeq lists its product with no specific name. Gene Ontology annotation, cellular component: membrane. NCBI's taxonomy places the organism in Eukaryota, Bacillariophyta, Bacillariophyceae, Surirellales, Neidiaceae. Bases 50 to 1555 code for a protein of 501 amino acids. The transcript has a single exon. The record is from RefSeq and is a predicted model, not a curated record.
CCGAUUGUAACAUAUACAGACAGACUGUUGGAGCAUAAGUUCUUACAACAUGGUUGCUUUCAUGAUCACCAAGAGAAGUGCAUCAGCACUCUCCUUUGUAAUUGUAGUGUCAUCGACUAUGGCAGCUAGUGCCUUCCAAAGGUCCACUCAACAACACCAUCCUCUUGCUGCUAGAAAUUAUCCCGCAUCAUCGAAACACAGGGUAUCGUCUCUACUCCAGUCACGGCAAUUCAAGCGGCCGACGCAUCUACAAUCUUCUUCUUACAAAGAGUCGACAAGAAGGACGGACAGUGGUGUGCUCUCCGUAUUCAGUGAUACACCGAUUGCUCCGUAUUUGGAUGCCCCAAGGUUCGGAUUGUCCGAAAAGAAUAUGGGUUUUCUAGCACUCUUCAGCGUCCCCGUUGUAUGGGGUACAUACGUACCGGUGGUUCGAGUAUUGUACGAAAGCGAUCCACCCGUACCUGGCGUGCUGUUCUCCGCAGCUUACUUUGCAGUCGCUUCACUUUCAACUCUAGCUCUACUCAUUGUCUUUCCCAAUCUUGAUCGGGAUGAUAGCUCACACGGCCAGGCAGCGCGUAGAGAUGCUCUAGCUCUGGAGCAAGAACAGUCCCUGGACGACAGUGCUUUAUCAACGUACCCCCAGAAAGAUUUUUGGUCCAAGCUGAACACCCUGCAUCUUCCCAUUGGUGGCAUCGAGAUCGGCACCUAUCUCUUUCUCGGGGCAACCAUGCAAGUUAUGGGACUCAAGACGAUACCAGCUGACCGAGCAGGAUUUUUGGUACAGCUUUCUACCAUCUUUGUCCCUUUGGUUGAAGGCGUUAUGAAAGGUAAUCCCUCCGCCAUAUCAAUGCGCACGUGGGGAGCAUGUGGAUUGGCGCUUGCAGGGAUUGGAAUCAUGAGCCUAGACCUGGACCACCAAGCAACUUCCGAGUCAUUGGAGGGCGCCAUUCAAGCGUCAACACAAAUGGCGAGCUUUUCGAAUGGAGAUUUCCUGACAGUAGGCGCGGCAUUGAUGUACACAAUGAGCAUCAUUCGUCUCAGUAAAUUUUCUCAAGAAUCAUCCCCUCUUCGUAUCACUGCCUCGAAGGCGACGGUUGAGAUGAUACUGGCCGCUUCCCUAGUUGCCGCAGCGGUAUGGUCAGUGACAACAACUGGUGCGGUCGACGCGACCAGUACGAACGCUAUUAUGUCGUUUGUACAUGAUUCUGGAAACGACAUCGUACAAUUUUCGGAAGCAGUCCGAGAACGCUGGGCCGACGGCACCUUGCCACUGGAAUCUAUUUUCAAGGUGGGAGCGGCCACACUCUAUACAGGUUGGGUCGCUACGGCAUUUCUGGUCUUUGCACAAAGCUACGGGCAGCAACGCGUCAAGGCUACAGACGCAAACCUCAUCUAUUCGCUGCAACCUCUGUUUACAUCUUUCUUUGCUUUUCUAAUGCUGGGAGAAGUCAUGGCACCGAUCGGCUAUGUCGGAGGCUCGUUUAUUGGCGGUGCCGUCUUUAUGGUCGCUUCUAAGCCGAGUGAGGAAGACGAGCCCUGUGUAAAGGAAGUUUAG